Habropoda laboriosa is the source of this 1080-nucleotide messenger RNA. RefSeq names its product protein Star-like. Lineage: Eukaryota; Metazoa; Arthropoda; Insecta; Hymenoptera; Apidae. The coding region runs from base 44 to 1066 and encodes 340 amino acids. The record is from RefSeq and is a predicted model, not a curated record. The transcript is spliced from 6 exons.
CAGGGUAGCCCCAACCUGUUGCUACCUCGUGACCAUUUGAAAAAUGUCCAGUGUUGAGACGUGUUGUCAGUGUGUUCACGUAUACGUUGUUAAGCCGGUUUGGCGGCGGAAAUGGUACGCAGCGAUCAUCCUAUUGGGAAUUGUGUCGAUUCUUUUGAUCCAAAAAUCGAUGUACGCGUCUGAUCUAUCUAUCGAUCAGAUGAAACAGGACUCGUACGUGGAAAAAGUUUAUCAGGAUGUUUUGAAUAGGUGGUAUAACUUUACCGACGGUGUUAGAUGGUACAAUGACAAAAUACUAUCGCCAUCGGAUACGGCAGAUUGGGAGCGGUACAUGGCCGACAUACGCAAACAUUGGAUACUUUGGAAAUAUAAUCCGAACGAAUCGUAUAACCUCGAAAAUCCAAACCUCGACGAUCCGUCAAUGGGUCAGGCUGAAAUUAUUCGAGAUAUUUUCAAAGAUAAGACAAAUGGUUUCUUUGUGGAAUGUGGCGCUUACGACGGAGAAACAAGAAGUAACACCUUGGUGCUGGAACGAUUUCUCGAUUGGACAGGUCUUCUCGUUGAAGCGGAUCCUCUGAAUUUUAGCAAGAUGUUGCAUAAAAAUAGAAAGGCUUACCUUACGCCCACAUGUCUUGCCAUUGAGCCACAUCCCUCGGUGAAUUCCUUCUUGAUGGCGAAUAACGUGGGACGUCUUCACGAGGAAAACGAUUCUGACAGCCUGUUGCAGAAUUCACCUGACGUUGCUUACAGCGGUGUUCACAUUUCUGUACAGUGUUUCCCAUUCAUAGAUUUAAUGACCGCCCUCAACGUAACCACUGUGAACUACUUCAGCCUCGACAUAGAGGGCCACGAGCUUCAAGUGUUGAAAACGAUCCCGUUUGAUAGGAUAAACAUAGAGACGCUCUCGGUGGAAUUUUCGCAUGUUGAAAAUGGCAAAAAGGAGCUGACUGAUUUUAUGGAGUCCAAGGGUUACUACGUGUACUCGAUGGUCGUUAGAAGUGAUAGGCUAGCUCACGAUAUAAUUUUCGUGAAAGACGAUUACAGAAAGUCUAAUUCUCUAGAGUAAUAUUCUGCUAGACA